Messenger RNA from Phlebotomus argentipes, 2428 nucleotides. It is a transcript of the gene Mmp2, whose product is annotated as matrix metalloproteinase-2. The record is from RefSeq and is a predicted model, not a curated record. The transcript has 8 exons. Gene Ontology annotation, cellular component: extracellular matrix. Gene Ontology annotation, biological process: proteolysis; extracellular matrix organization; collagen catabolic process. Gene Ontology annotation, molecular function: metalloendopeptidase activity; zinc ion binding. Bases 527 to 2398 code for a protein of 623 amino acids. NCBI's taxonomy places the organism in Eukaryota, Metazoa, Arthropoda, Insecta, Diptera, Psychodidae.
GCUGCGCGGAAGGAAAUCAGACAGAUUUCUAUCCCAUUAACGCGCGCCGUUCUCCAAUAUAAAUAUUUUCCCAAACUCCGGAUCGAUCCCACAUCAAUUCGUCCACUCGCGAGCCCUGAUUAUGCUUCCACGAACAUUAAAUUAGUGCAUGUGUUGUGUGAGCAGACAGAGGUGGAGAGAGAGAGAGAGAGAGAGUGAGAGACUUUUAUGUUCAAUACUAAGAGCAAAAUGACAUAAAGGGACUGUGAAAUACACACGCUUAAAGUGCAAUGAGAUUCUUCGGUGUGCUUAGAAUUGUGAUAUCGAACGCAUGCGUAAGACUUUUGGACGUAAGGAUUCCGUCUCUCUGAAAGUGUUGUUUGUUUUUUUGAAUAUCAUAUUUUACACACGCAAUUUUUCGCGUUAAUACAUCAGUGAGUUUAUUUAUAACUCGACGUAGUCGCAUUAUAUAAUAAAUUAUUAAAGCGCUAAGGCGCGAGAUAACAGCUAAUCGCACAAAAAACUGUCUCAAGUAACCAAUAUCAAUAUGUGUUGUGAUAGUUGUAAGUACAUCUUCAAUGCAUUUGUGCUCAUCACAAAUAUUUUGCAAUAUUCACACGGUCUGCACAAUUCGAUUGAGACGAGUGUGGACAAGAAGUAUUUGCAGUACAGCGACGAAGUGCAAAACUACUUGAUGAACUAUGGAUACCUCCCCAAAUCGGAUACCGAGACGGGAAACUUGAGGACAGAGUCGCAACUUCGUGAUGCCAUAAGGAAUCUUCAGAGCUUCGCAAAUAUCCCAGAAACUGGCGUCAUAGACGAGCAGACGGCGGAUUUACUCAAGAAGCCACGCUGUGGCGUCCCUGAUGAUCAGGACACCGCGGACUUCCAUGCCGGCAAUUCGCCCUCGAGGCGGCACAGACGCUUCGUUAUCUUAGGACCCAAAUGGGAUCACACCGACCUCACAUGGAGUUUGGUUAAUCAUUCCAUGCCAGCACUCGACGUCGGUCAUGUGCGUCGAGUCCUUCGCGAUGCACUGAAUGUGUGGGAGCGAAACUCAAGAUUAACAUUCCGAGAAGUGAACAGUGAUAAGGCCGACAUACAGGUGAUGUUCGCGAAGGGAAAUCACGGCGAUGGGUACAAUUUCGACGGCAUCGGCGGGAUUCUGGCUCACGCGUUCUAUCCUGGCGCCGGGCGCGGCGGCGAUGCCCAUUUCGAUGACGACGAGAAGUGGCUGAUUCACCAGAGCGAGGACGGAAGCAGCGGCACGAGUCUCAUGAGCGUGGCUGUGCACGAGUUCGGGCACUCGCUCGGCCUGGGACACUCGUCGGUGCGAGACUCCAUCAUGGGGCCGUGGUACAACGCGUACAAGGAGGAGGAACAGCUGCCCGAGGACGACCGGCUGGCCAUAGAGCAGAUCUACGGCAGCGGCCGCAAGCAAUGGGGCCACAAUCCGCAUCGGCAUCACUACCAAACCCAACCCACGACAACGACAACUACAACCACGACUACAACCACCGAGCGCCCCACGCGCCACAGAGUGUACUAUCCCGAGAGGCGGCAUCCCACGCGCAGGCCGCACUGGCCGUGGCUCCCCGACCACACCAGAACCACCACAUCCACCACCGAGAGAGUGGAGAGAACCCACCCCACGCGGCCGACCUACGACACGCCUAGGAAGCACAAGCCCGCGAAAUCGGACAAGCCAGCGACUUGCAAUACUAGCUAUGAUGCAGUAUCAGUCAUUCGAGGGGAGCUGUUCAUCUUCAAGGAUCGCUACUUUUGGCGCAUUGGCGAGAAGGGUCUUCACGCUGGCUAUCCGCACCAAAUUCGACUCCUGUGGAAAGAUAUUCCUGAAGAUUUCACUCACGUUGAUGCCGUCUAUGAGAACAAAGACCUGCAAAUUGUAUUCUUUAUAGGCAAUAAAUACUACGUCUUCAAUUCGAAUCGCCUCGACGGCAACUCUCCGCGCCCACUAACCGACCUUGGAUUGCCUGCGUCCUUGGAGAAGAUCGACGCCGCCAUGAUUUGGGGACACAACAAGAAGACCUACUUCUACAGCGGCGACCAAUAUUGGGGCUUUGACGAGGACGUGAAGCGAGUCGAGCUGGACUAUCCUCGCAACAUGUCGAACAUGUGGGGCGGCAUCAGUCACAUCGACGCCGCGUUCCAGUGGACGGACCAUCGCACGUACUUCUUCAAGGGGAAGGGCUUCUGGAAGUUCAACGAUCGCAAAAUGGAGCUGGAGCACGCUAAGCAGCCCUCGGCGCCCGUGUGGAUGCGCUGCCCGCGCACAUCCAACGAAGUCAUCCCGCCGAAGAGACGAGAUGCCCUGGUCGCCUUCUCCUCGGCGCACACCGUCGCCUACUCACUCCUGCUGCCCGCAAUCGUGACUCUCGCCCACGCAAUGCUGUGUUAAAGGAGCAAUUCUACUGCCAUAUUUUUUUCU